UAUCAGUCGUGUUUUCUGCUCUGCCAUUGCAAAGAGUGAAAAGAAUGGAAAUUUCCGAGAUAGAAAGGAAAUUAAUAUCCUGUUGAAAUAUCCUCCUCAAGUAAACAUUCAUAUUUCAAAUGGGACAAAUAAAAUAAUAAUUAGUUGCACUGCAUCUGGUGGAAAUCCAGCAAAUCAUAAAUAUGAACUGAAGCAAAAAUGGGGAAACACCAUUAAGAAUACUUAUGAUAUAAAAGUAUUAUCUAUAAAUCCUUCCUUCAGUAAUACUGGUACAUGGGAGUGUCAUGUAAGCAAUGAUGAUUUUCUUGUGAUUAAGUCAUCAAACUACAAAAUUCCAGUGAGACCUAUGUUCAGUUCAGGAUCAAAUUGUCCAAAAAAGAGAAAUGUUUCCAAUGGAGAAACUGUAAUUUUGAAACAGUGUUUUUAUUCGCAUCCAAAAUCUGAUGUAAAAUGGCAGAAAAAUGAGGAAUCAAUUGACUCAAACAAAUAUUUAAUAACUGAUUAUUUACAAGAUGAGUUUCCUUUCAAAGGAAGCUGUACUAGUUUGAAGAUAGAAGACACCAAAGAUGAUGUUAUAGAUACUUAUACCUUAACAGUGGAAAACUCCGAAGGAAAAGAAACUGUUGUUUUUAUUUUGAGAUAUAAGAAAAAGCAAGAAAUACCUAUGGAAAUAAUUAUUGGUUGCACUGUCGGAAUUGUAUUAUUAUUAAUAAUAAUGGGUCUUACUUAUAUAUUCUACAAAAGAGGAGGUUUUAAUGCAAUAAAGACCCCAGCAGACUACCAUGCCCAAUUUGUGGAAGAGCCUUCUGAGCAUGCAUCAGACUGA
Octopus sinensis (East Asian common octopus) is the source of this 826-nucleotide messenger RNA. RefSeq lists its product as uncharacterized. Lineage: Eukaryota; Metazoa; Mollusca; Cephalopoda; Octopoda; Octopodidae. Bases 347 to 826 code for a protein of 159 amino acids. The record is from RefSeq and is a predicted model, not a curated record. The transcript is spliced from 6 exons.